Molecule: messenger RNA, 1762 nt
Organism: Cajanus cajan (pigeon pea)
Lineage: Eukaryota; Viridiplantae; Streptophyta; Magnoliopsida; Fabales; Fabaceae
Product: Optic atrophy 3 protein (OPA3)
Biological process (GO): regulation of lipid metabolic process
Cellular component (GO): mitochondrion
Source: RefSeq, a predicted model, not a curated record
UAUAAAUUUAGGCGUGUAAUUUAGUGGUGGUGAUCCGAUGAAUGUGUUUGUGCAGGCGUCGGAAGAGAUGAGAAGUGAAGGGUGAAUUGGUGUGUGAGUUUCGCGGAAGCUGCAAGCGUUGAUGAUUGAGUUGAAGCUAGGUCCAUGUCUAUGCGCGUGUUCACCAAGAAUAACAACAUUUAGCAUUUGGUAGUUGCUGCAUCUGAAUCGAAGCAUGGCUCUUCCACUCGUGAAGCUCGGAACUCUCGCCCUCAAAACCCUCAGCAAACCCGUCGCCAGUAGGCUCAAGCAGCAGGCCGCUCUUCACCCCAGGUUCCGCCACAUCAUCGUUAGCAUGGCGCAGGCCAACCAUCAAAUCACCACCAAGAUGCAGAGGCGCAUCUACGGCCACGCCACGGAUGUUGAGAUUCGCCCAUUGAACGAGGAAAAGGCUGUUCAGGCUGCUGUUGACCUUAUUGGGGAACUCUUUGUCUUCUCGGUUGCAGGAGUUCUCUUGAUCUUUGAGGUACAAAGAAGUGCUAGAUCUGAGGCAAGAAAGGAGGAAGUACGAAAGCAAGAGCUGGGGGCUGUGAAGCAAAAAACUGAGAACUUGGCUGAAGAAGUAGAACUUCUUAAGCAUAGAAUUCAAGAACUGGAACAGAUGGCCAGGGGACGAGGACUGACUGGCAUUCUAAACUUCAAACAUGGUAAUACAGAAACUGGAAAGGCAGAGAAAACUGGUUGAGCUGAUGAAGAAUAUAAUAAUUUAUCACAUUUUUUCAUUCGUCUUUUGGGAUGAAUGUAAUUCAGGCUUAACUUUUGAUUCAUCUGAGUGUUUCUUCAACAUAUUUUUUGACUGCAGUCUUCGGCCAUCCAUUUAUUUCAAAAUCUCUUUUGUAUUAAAGAGAACUCAGAUUGAAAUCCUUAGUGUAUUGCCCAGAAUAAGUUGCAGAGACAGUAUAAUUCAUAGCGGUUAGGAGGUGACGCUAUCAAUUGAAUUGUAAAUGCAUCAUUUCAAAUGUUCCAUUCGCCUUCUCAAGUCCACUUGUUAAUUUUUUAAAAGAACAUUUAUUUUUCACGUAUUCACUUUCUUUCUCUUUCAAGCAUAAAUGAAUAUGCAAUUGGGUAGUGCUUGGAUUUAUCUGCAUUGCAUAAUGGUAAGGACCUAACGUCCUUAUUCAUUUAAUCAUGGCAAUAGAAUCUGUUGCAGGCAAUGUUGUGUUUCAGAUGAUGGUAACCAUUUUAGCUGGCUAAAAUAGUGAAGCAAUUUAUGUGAUUAUGAAGUUUGAUGACAAGGUAUCCACCGCAUGUGAUCCCGAUUGCGCGAGCACAAUCAACCACCCCACUAUGCCCCCUUCUAGGUUUUGCUUAGGGAAAAUAGAGGGUUAUGGACAUGACAUGUGGAUGGUCCGAAUGAUAAGCCAUGGGAUGCAGGUGGAUAUGAUAUCCAUUAAGCAGCCUCCUGUAAAGCUCUUCCAUUAAGAGAAGCAUCAAAACAGGAAUAUGUUGGACGGUAGUGGAGGAGUACUUUAUUCCUUCCUUACCCUGAUAUCUUUCACCUAUUCACCCAAUAGAACAUUUUCAUCUUAAUUUUUUUGUAAUAUUUGGCAAGAAAAGGGGAAUCACCUUUUUUAUUUUUUUAGAUUUCUUGUAUGAUUUAUUUUAUUUCUUUGAUUUCUCUUCUCCCUUUUUGUGCCGUGAUCUCAUUGAGUCACAAACAGAUAGUUGUCAAGAUACAUUUUUAAAAACCAAUGGGAAAAUUAUGCAAAGAAAAGAAAAACAC